Molecule: messenger RNA, 799 nt
Organism: Astyanax mexicanus (Mexican tetra)
Lineage: Eukaryota; Metazoa; Chordata; Actinopteri; Characiformes; Acestrorhamphidae
Exons: 2
Coding region: 228-692 (154 amino acids)
Source: RefSeq, a predicted model, not a curated record
UUUGAAAGUCUGGGUCAGGUCCUGUUCGGAAGGCAUGACGGAUACUGAACUUUAAUCAAUAAACAGCUUCGCUUUGGCUGAAUAUUUAGAGGCGAGAAUGAUAAUUUCUCCUUCAGUUAAACAAUAUUUACACACAGGAAUUAUUUACAGGUGAAUAUAGAUAUUAACCCGCUUAUCUAAAACCCAGUACAGGCUGUAGUUACUGGUUUUAGCUCUGGUUCGCUGUAAUGGAUCCUGUGUUACCGGACUCUCAGUACAGCAGAUUUGCUUCUUAUGAUUUUGAAAGCGAUGCUCGUUUUCAGGAAGGUCUGAAGAAACUAUCUAACCAGGGUUUACUGGAGCUGAAGAUCUUCUAUUAUAACAGGUUUAUUGAACCAGUAGAUUUAACUGGUUUCCAGGAGUGGCGGGACAGACAUCAGGAUUCACAAACUCAGACAUCUGAAGACAUUUCAGUUACUACAGACACAAACUGUGUUAAAGACAAUUCAAGCCAAAGGGAAACUAAGGAGGACACAUUGUUGGAAAAGGAGACCAAGUCAGAACAUGGUGAUUCCCUCAGUUUUGCAGAAGUGUUCCGCAUGAUUCAGGCUGGAGAGGAGAUCCCUGGACUUGAGAAGUUGGACAUUAAAUCCUGUAAUCAAAAACCUUCAGUUUCCCAGAUACCAAGAAAGUUAAAACCCUGGGAGAAGUAAUGUUUUGCACAGAACCAUAAAAUGGUGAACAAACUGUGAAGGCACAGUGCCAAACCCAGAAGGUUAUGGAUGUAAAUAUAUGAAGCAAUAAAAGACAUACAUUUUUA